AUGGCAGAAGCCGCGAGACCGCCAUCUCCGACUGGGGAUGCAGCAUUGCCUCCUCAAGCCCAGCCAACAUCCCCCGGGGCCACUGCACCCGGAGACGCGGCCGGUUUCGAGGGACUAGAGGCUGAAGAUGAUGAUUACGAUUCGGCCUACGGAGACGGAGGAGAGUCGAUACUGAAUUCAACUACCUCGAUUGCAUCCAGCAUCAUGAAAUACCGCGAGGAGAACGGACGGACUUAUCACGCAUACAAAGAUGGCUCUUACACUUUCCCCAAUGAUGAAGAAGAACAAGAUCGCCUGGACCUACAAUACCACUUGUUCCAGCUGAUCUUCGAAGGAAAACUGUUCACAGCGCCGGUUCCCAAAGACAAGAUCCUCCACAGAGUCCUGGAUGUCGGUACCGGCACUGGAAUCUGGGCCAUCGACUUUGGAGACGAACACCCGGAGAGUAGUGUUCUGGGCGUCGACCUCUCUCCAAUUCAACCACAAUUUGCUCCGCCCAACGUCGAGUUCCAGAUUGACGACCUGGAAGCACCGUGGACGUUCUCGAACAAGUUCGACCUCAUCUACGGCCGGAACAUGAUGGGCUCUUUCGACAACUAUCCGAGAUUCUUCGAACAGGCGUUCGCGAACCUCAACCCAGGAGGUUUCGUAGAGUUGGUAGAUCCGACUUGGCCUAUCAAGUUGAAUGACGGAGAGUGGCCCGAAGACUCUGCGCUAUACAAAUGGGCUCUGCUAUGGGCAGAGGCGAUGGCUAAAAUGGGCCGCCAGGCAGAUGGCCCGAGGUAUUACAAAGAGCAGAUGAUUGCUGCGGGCUUCAUCAAUGUUACUGAAACGAUACACAUUAUUCCGAACAACCGGUGGCCCAAGGACAAAAGACUAAAGGAGAUCGGAAUGUGGCAAACUGAAAAUUUCAAGACCGGCGGCGAAUCGUUGAGUCUCGCAAUGUUCACCAGAAUUCUGGGGUGGACGAAGCAGGAGCUGCAAAUUUUUAUGGCACAGGUCAAGGCCGAGUACCGAAACCCAAGGAUACACUCAUACUUCGAAUACAUAGCUGUCGUCGGGCAAAAGCCAUAA
Messenger RNA from Drepanopeziza brunnea f. sp. 'multigermtubi' MB_m1, 1074 nucleotides. RefSeq lists its product as uncharacterized. Lineage: Eukaryota; Fungi; Ascomycota; Leotiomycetes; Helotiales; Drepanopezizaceae. The record is from RefSeq and is a predicted model, not a curated record. Gene Ontology annotation, molecular function: methyltransferase activity.